Molecule: messenger RNA, 3172 nt
Organism: Gadus macrocephalus (Pacific cod)
Lineage: Eukaryota; Metazoa; Chordata; Actinopteri; Gadiformes; Gadidae
Gene: wdr24
Product: WD repeat domain 24
Exons: 12
Coding region: 320-2692 (790 amino acids)
Biological process (GO): positive regulation of TOR signaling
Molecular function (GO): protein binding
Source: RefSeq, a predicted model, not a curated record
UACGUUUGUUUUGUCACGUUUGUUUUGUGAUCACAUACCGUAAUCUCGCGAGAGCUGGACACGAAAUACUAUUUCCGGCUGUGCAGUGAGAAACAGUUUCAAAAGUGCGUCUUGAGGAUGAGGAACCGAACCAGCCGCCAUGGGACGCGGAUGAUGUGAUAAACAUCAUCUAUCCCUAGCUGUCAGCGCUGGUCUACCCGGAGAAACCUCUGUUCCUGAAACUACAAACACUGCGUCAAUGAGUCAGUGCUAGCCGGUGCAGGUGCCUGGUCGUGUGUUGCUGGUCUGUACCUUUGGCUCACCGACCCCCCCCAGGACCAUGGAGAAGAUGUCCCGGGUCUCCACGGCUCUGGGCGGAGGCGGCGGCGCCGUCAGCGGGCGCACCAUGUUCUGCCACCUGGACGCGCCCGCCAACGCCAUCAGCGUGUGCCGCGACGCCUCGCAGGUGGUGGUGGCCGGCCGCAACAUCUUCAAGAUCUACGCGCUGGAGGACGAGCAGUUCGUGGAGAAGCUGAACCUGCGCGUGGGCCGCAAGCCCUCGCUCAACUUCAGCUGCGCCGACGUGAUGUGGCACCAGAUGGAGGAGAACCUGCUGGCCACCGCCGCCACCAACGGCGCCGUGGUCACCUGGAACCUGGGCAAGCCGUCGCGCAACAAGCAGGACCAGCUGUUCACGGAGCACAAGCGCACCGUCAACAAGGUGUGCUUCCACCCCAGCGAGGUGUACAUGCUGCUCAGCGGCUCGCAGGACGGCUUCAUGAAGUGCUUCGACCUGCGCAAGAAGGAGUCCGUCAGCACCUUCUCAGGUCAGUCUGAGAGCGUGAGGGACGUCCAGUUCAGUAUGAAGGAGUACUUCACCUUCGCCGCCUCCUUUGAGAACGGGAACGUGCAGCUGUGGGACAUCCGGCGACCGGACCGCUACGAGAGGAUGUUCACCGCCCACAACGGGCCCGUGUUCUGCUGCGACUGGCACCCCGACGACCGGGGAUGGCUGGCCACUGGCGGCCGGGACAAGAUGGUGAAGGUGUGGGACAUGAGCACCACGCGGGCCAAGGAGAUCCACUGCGUGCAGACCAUCGCCUCCGUGGCGCGCGUCAAGUGGCGCCCGGAAAGGAAGUGGCACCUGGCCACCUGCUCCAUGAUGGUGGACCACAACAUCUACGUGUGGGACGUCCGCCGGCCCUUCAUCCCCUUCGCCACCUUCGAGGAGCACAAGGACGUGACCACGGGCAUCGCCUGGCGCCACCAGCACGACCCCUACUUCCUGCUGUCGGGCUCCAAGGACAGCACGCUGUACCAGCACAUGUUCAAGGACGCCAGCCGGCCCGUGGACAAGGCCAACCCCGAGGGACUCUGCUUCGGCCUGUUUGGAGACCUGGCCUUCGCCGCCAAGGAGAGCCUGAUCAGCAGCGACGCCAACAGGAAGCCCUACCCCGGCGGGGACCGCCGCUACCCCAUCUUCUUCUUCAAGAAGCCGGACCUCACGGAGCAGUUCGCCCACGUGUCCAGCGCCCUCAGCGUCUUCGAGACCGGCCUGGAGAGCGGCCGCAUGGACUGGUUCUCCCAGACGGCGCGCCUUUACCUGCUCAGCGGGAAGCCCUUCGCCGAGCUGUGCGACCACAACGCCAAGGUGGCCAAGGAGCUGAACCGGCCUCAGGUCUCCACCACGUGGACCAUGGUCCGCAUCAUGUUCUCCGACCCGGCCAACCCCAACCUCAGCGCCAAGCUGGGCACGCUGCCUCUGAUGAACAGCUUCAGCAUGAAGGACAUGGGGGCGUGUCCGGACAUGGGGGCGUGUCCGGACAUGGGGGCGUGUCCGGCAGACCGGGGGAAGGAGGGGCGGUCGGACACCGCCCACCUGGAGCCAGGGACCUCCCACAUCAGCAACAACGACGACAACGAGGAGACGGAGGGCAGCGACGGCCAGGCCGAGUACAUGUUCGGAGACGCAGAGCUCGACGACGACGACCUGUACUCCGUGGAGCACGAUAACCCAGCAGAGGACCAGGAGUACACGCUGCCCCAGGAGGCCUUCCCCCUGCGCCACGAGAUCCUGGACAACCCGUCGGCCCCGGAGCCCCUGCAGCAGGACAAGGCCGAGUCUCCCCACGUGAGCGGGGGCGAGGCGGAGGCCACCUGCCUCACGCCCAUCGAGUCCUGCUCGCUCAUCUCGGCCUCGCAGCCGCUGUACACGGCCCACCUGCCGGCCGGCUUCUUCUGCCCCGUGGUGCGCGACAUGCUGCGCUACUACGCCGAGCAGGGCGACGUGCAGAUGGCCGUGUCGGUGCUCAUCGUGCUGGGAGAGCGCAUCCGCAAGGAGAUCGACGACCUGACGCAGGAGCACUGGUACACAUCGUACAUUGACCUGCUGCAGCGGUUUGAGCUGUGGAACGUGUCCAACGAGGUGAUCAAGCUCAGCACCUGCGGCGCCAUCAGCUGCCUGAACCAGACCUCCACCACGCUGCACGUCAACUGCAGCAACUGCAAGCGGCCAAUGAGCAACCGGGGCUGGGUGUGCGACCGGUGCCACCAGUGUGCCAGCGUGUGUGCCGUGUGCCACCAUGUGGUGAAGGGCCUCUUCGUCUGGUGCCAGGGCUGCAGCCACGGCGGCCACCUGGAGCACAUGAUGCACUGGCUGAAGAGCAGCCCGCACUGCCCCGCCGGCUGCGGACACCUCUGUGAGUACACCUGACCCCGUCAGGUGACCCCCCGUCAGGUGGCCCCCGUCAGGUGACCCUCCGUCAGCGGCCCCGUGGGGGAGCAACGAUGGAGGGGGUGAGACGUGCGUCCUGCUGGGGGAGGGAGGGGGGGUCAGGGGGUAACCCCGCCCCUAACCCCCCCCUGGCAUCAAGCCUUCCCUAAACUCUGUUGUCCAGUGGCCCGACCCACCGGGCUGAAGGCCAGUCCCUGAUGGACGCCGUCGCGGUGGACCUGCGCUCCUGUCGGCGUUGGAUUUGAAGGACAGGAGAUGUGAUGGGUGUUCAUGUUUUACCUCUUUUAACCUCACCAGCACCGUCUCUGAGCAAGCGCUAAGUGCAUGCUAAUGUUUUCACAUGUAAAUAGUGUUUCAUCUCCUCUGAACUGUAGAUACCGACUAAUGAUUUAUAUGACAUUAAUUACAUUCAUUCAGCGCUUUGAAUGGUAAGGCUGCUAAUAAAGCGAUACAAGUUUA